GCGUGCUGAGUGAGUUGACGUUUGGUUUGCAGCGUUGACAGGGCGCUGGAAGAAUAGAGGAGCAAACACUGUCCAUCACCUUGGAUAUUUUACAAGAUGGACAAAAAGGAGCUGGAGUCAGUGAUAACUGAAGAGGGACCAGCUCAAGAGAGUACCAAUUCCAUGCCUAGCUGCUCUGCCUCAAUCGCAGGAGAACUUGGAGCUGUGGGGGGUGUCGGGUCAAAAGUGGAUGCUCUGCUCCAGGACGCAAUGCGGCUUAAAUUGGAGGGGAACACUUGCUACCGCGAGAAGCGCGUCCGUGCUGCCAUUGGACGAUAUCAUCGUGCGCUUCUCCUCCUGCGGGGAAUGGACUCUGAGGUGACAGCAGCGGUGAAGGGCUUCGGUCCCCAGGGGCCAGCUGUGACAUCCGAUCAGGAGGAGCUAUUGAGAAACACACAAGUGGAUUGUUAUAAUAACCUAGCAGCGUGCCUCCUGCAGAGGGAAUGUGUCGACUACACUCGGGUUCAGGAGUACAGCCUGCGGGUGCUACAGUGGCGACCAGGCGAUGUCAAAGCACUGUACCGAGCUGGAGUGGCCACACUGGAGCUGGGCGACGCACACAGUGCCCAGCACUACCUCACUCAGGCCAGCAGAGGGCAGCCUAAUGAUGCAAAUGUGAAGCGUUACUUGCGGCAGGCAGAGGAGAGGUUGACCAGUGACUACCAAAGGGAGAAAGCGUUAUACAUGGGCAUGUUUGCCAAGCAGAGAGGGGAGGCUGCUGCGGAUGUGUUGAAGACGGGGAGCAGGACAGCACAUGAACAAGUAUAAUGUGAAAGAGUUUUCAGUUCUGGCUGAGAAAAAGACAUGGGCUCAUGCCAAAAUUAAGGCAACAGUUAAUGGAAGAAAUGCUGGACAAGAGAAAACAGACUGUGGGUAUUGGAAGUUAGAAAUUAGAUAAUGAGAAGCUAUUUUCAAAAAUUUGGGGGGAGAGAGAGCUAAAAGAAAAAAAUGGAAACACAGAGAAAGUAAAGAAAGCAGAUAGUGACAGAAAGUGAAAAAGGAGCAAUGCAUAGCAUGAAGUGUCUCAUUAUUGUUUAUCUAAAAAACAUUUGAUGAAAACACUUCUGAGCUCAGGCCGUUUGUCUGAUUCUUCACUUCGGUUGAACUCCACCCAUGCGUCUCCA
This is a messenger RNA of Megalops cyprinoides (Indo-Pacific tarpon), 1163 nucleotides long. RefSeq names its product tetratricopeptide repeat domain 9C (gene ttc9c). NCBI's taxonomy places the organism in Eukaryota, Metazoa, Chordata, Actinopteri, Elopiformes, Megalopidae. The record is from RefSeq and is a predicted model, not a curated record. The transcript is spliced from 4 exons. The coding region runs from base 97 to 807 and encodes 236 amino acids. Gene Ontology annotation, molecular function: protein binding.